AUGGGCACCCAGGGACCCUACUGCUCUUACAAGCUGUUGGACAUCACUCCAGCCAAGACCAUCCUGGUGUACCGCAACGGAGACAAGUUCUACGUGGGCAAGAAGUUUGUGAUCAAUCGCAAGCGGGUCCCCAAUUUUGAAGCCUUGAUGUCUCAGUUGAAUGAGAAGGUGGCAGUACCCUUCGGAGUGAGGCGGCUCUACACGCCUUGUCAUGGACAUCUGGUCCAGGAACUGGAGGAACUACAGCAAGGGGGCAGAUAUGUAGCAGCUGGGAGAGAAAGGUUCAGGAAACUGGAUUAUUGCCACAUAGCUCCUCGAAAAGUUACAAGGAUGAAAAAAGUCAAAGAAAUCAGACCAGUUGUGCACAGUGACAUGGUUGUGCCUUCUAGGUGGCAAACAUCCCAUCGAAAGCCACGCCAUAUAAAUGUUUUCACAAAUGGGAAUCUAUUCAUUCCACCUGCAAAAUUAAUUAUACCCAGAUUCACUCUAUAUGAUUGGAAUAAUGUCCUGGCCGUGAUUGGAGAAAAAAUUCAUCCCACCUCAGGGGGUGUGCGAAGACUGUAUACAAUGGAUGGACUUCUUCUGGAUGGCUCAAAUGACUUGAUUGACCACCAUUACUAUGUUGCAUCAGGACUGGAGCCCUUUAAACAUUUACCCUACCGGGAAACACAGAAGGUUCCUCAAGACAUCAAAGAAAGGUAUGCUGAAUUUGAAAAGAUCCCAAGAAGAAAGAGAAAAGAAUUAAAAGAAGAAAUAGAUCAUCACACAUAUGAAGAAAUACUACAUCAGAGGGAGAACUCAGUAUAUUAUGCAAAAAUAGACCAGAAGCCAAGUUAUACAGAGCCUUUAACUCUACGUAGUGCAGAAGGCGAUGUGUUUCAAGCACGCACCCCCAGACAAGAAAUUCAAGGAGCUCUGUAUGUGAAAGAUGACAACAAUGUGCAAAUAGACUUGCCUGUUGAUCAGAGACCAGCUGAAGAGAUUAAAGAUGAUGAAGAUAUUUUUGACAUAAUCAGUCACCUUGAUACCAAGGAAACAGAAGAAGAAAAAGCAUAUGAAGAGAUUGAAAGAAAGGGAAACAAAAAAAGAUGGCCUUUAAAGAUGUUUGGCUUUUUUUCCAGACCAAAAGUCAAAGGUAUGUUAUGUAGAUGUUAA
This is a messenger RNA of Vombatus ursinus (common wombat), 1155 nucleotides long. RefSeq names its product doublecortin domain containing 2C (gene DCDC2C). Lineage: Eukaryota; Metazoa; Chordata; Mammalia; Diprotodontia; Vombatidae. Gene Ontology annotation, biological process: intracellular signal transduction. Gene Ontology annotation, cellular component: microtubule organizing center; microtubule. The transcript has 11 exons. The record is from RefSeq and is a predicted model, not a curated record. Bases 1 to 1155 code for a protein of 384 amino acids.